GAUUAAGAUCAUGAUCAUUAAUUUUUUCAUAAUUAUUACUGUUUUUACGGUAGAAUGAGGUCUCGAGUAUGAUGUAUGAAUGCCUUCCAGAUGGAAAGAAGGACUUUGCCAGAAUAUGUGGAGUUCCUUACACUGCACUUCCUUUAGCCACUUGCAUUGCAGUCAAUCACAACAUACCUAUGUUAGUUAAAAGGAAGGAAGCUAAAGACUAUGGGACCAAGAAAAUGGUGGAAGGUAAUUUUCAACAAAAUGACAAAUGUUUGAUCAUUGAAGAUGUUGUUACAACUGGAAGCAGCAUUAUAGAAACAGCUCUGUCACUCAGGUCUCUUGGUAUUUGUGUGACUGAUGCCAUUGUAUUACUAAAUAGAGAGCAAGGAUGUGAAAUCAAUCUGAAACAAUAUAAUUUAAACAUUCACAGCCUGUUCACCCUGAAACAGUUUCUCGAAAUUUUAUGUGAAAAUAAGAAGAUAUCUACUGAAACAGUUUUAAAUGUAAGCCAGUUCAUUGCUAUGAACCAAACAGGAUAUAAUUUCCUAAAGUUAAAAGAUGAAGAAACUGAGGCUAAACUUCAUCAAAUCUCAAAACGGACUUUAAACUUUCAACAGCGAGCGGAAUUAUGCAGUCAUCCUGUUGCUAAAAGAUUGUUUACUAUCAUGGCAAAAAAACAAACUAACCUAAUCCUUUCUGUUGAUUUCACAAGCUGUGCAAAGAUACUUGAGAUAGUUGAGAAAAUAGCACCAUAUAUUUGUGCUGUGAAGACCCACAUUGACAUUGUUCUGGAUUUUAACAUGAAUUUUAUCUCUCAACUUGUCAAAUUAUCUGAAGAAUUCAACUUUAUUUUGUUUGAAGACAGAAAAUUCUCAGACAUUGGUUCUACUGUGUUUCAUCAAUAUACUGGAGGUGUUUAUCUUAUUUCCAGUUGGGCUCACUUAGUAAAUGCACAUUCUGUACCAGGGGAUGGUGUGAUUAAGGGCUUGAAAAAGUCCGGAAUGGCAGAUAGUCGUGCAUGUGUCCUUAUAGCUGAAAUGAGUUCAGCAGGUAAUUUGGCAGAGGGAGAGUAUACCAGAAGUACAAUUAAAAUGGCUGAGGAGCACAGUGAUUUUGUUAUAGGUUUUAUUUGUCAGAAAAAACUUCUUUCAGACCCAAAAUUUAUUCACAUGACUCCAGGUGUCCAAAUGUCUGCGGGAAAAGAUGACCUUGGGCAGCAAUACCUGACUCCAGAGAAAGCUAUUUGUGUAAAUGGUUCUGAUGCAAUAAUUGUAGGUCGUGGAAUUAUUGAAGACCCUGACCCUGUGGCAGCUGCAAAAAUUUUUCAGGCAGCAGCAUAUACUGCAUAUGAAACCCAAGUUGAGUAAUUGAAUUAUCAACUAUAUAAACAACUAUUUAAUCAUGUUACAUUUCUUUCAUUACUAAUCAUACUUGUAAUUUUCAAACCUUUUGGUUAUGCACAAUUUAAGAAGAAAUAAAGGACAUGUUUUCAUCAAAGAA
Messenger RNA from Octopus bimaculoides (California two-spot octopus), 1488 nucleotides. RefSeq names its product uridine 5'-monophosphate synthase. Gene Ontology annotation, molecular function: orotidine-5'-phosphate decarboxylase activity; orotate phosphoribosyltransferase activity. Gene Ontology annotation, biological process: 'de novo' pyrimidine nucleobase biosynthetic process; 'de novo' UMP biosynthetic process. NCBI's taxonomy places the organism in Eukaryota, Metazoa, Mollusca, Cephalopoda, Octopoda, Octopodidae. The record is from RefSeq and is a predicted model, not a curated record.